ACAGAUCGCUUUACCUUCUUCCUUCCUUCCUUCCUUUCUCCCCUGCCCUGCCCUUCCGCCUUCCCCAAAUUUCACCCCCACCAUAAAAUCACCCUUCUUCUUUGUCCCCCCACUUUUACUUUUACCAUUUCUCGCUUCCCCUCACUUACUCUCAGUACUUGUUGCUUGCUCUCUUUCUGCAUUCCCAACCCAACUCUCCUUCUCUCUAACUCUCUCCUUUUUGUCCUUCUUUUUCUACUUUACUAUUUUUAAAAUAAGUAGGAGGAGAAGAAGAAUGCAUGUUUCUCCAGUCGUUCGUUGUUGAAACAAGAAAGUAAAUAUCUUUCCUUCCAGAGAAGGAAAUGGCCACCGCCCCUGCAUCAGGUUGUUCUCCUCAGUCUUCCUCCGUCAAAUCGUUGCCGCCUCCGUGCCCCAAGUCGCCGCCGGACUACCCUGACUUGUAUGGCAAGCGCAGGGAAUUGGCUAAAGUUCAGAUGCUCGAGCGAGAAAUCAACUUCCUUGAGGUUGAGCAUUUCCCCUGUUUUUUUUUUUUUUUUUUUGGUUCUCUGUUUUGCUAAAAUGUUAUGCUUCAAUUUGAACCAACGCUCUUUACCGUGAAGCUCUUUUCUUUUUUGCUGGUGGUGAGUAGAGAGAGAGAGAGAGAGAGACUAAAGGCUUACAACCCAACCCCAAAUUAUGUUAAGGCAACAGGAAAGUAGUACACUUCAAUUGUAGCCAUAAGGACUUUGGUAGCUGAAAUUGGUCCCCUGAAAGUUGCUAUUCCUCCCCUGUUUUUUAAUUCAUCUUUGCAAAUAGCAACCCGAAGAAGCCCAACUCCACAGUCAGAGAGUGCAGAAAUCCCACACUAUCUUUGAGUUAUGAUUACAGUGAAAAGCAGUAAAACCAUCUCCUUCUGCUGCCUCUUAACAGCUGCCAUCCUCUUCAAUCUUCAUGCAGAGAAGAUGAACCCCACUCUCACUCCCACAACCCCAAAAGUCUGCAGGGUUUAUCUCUCUCUCUCUCCCCCUCUCUAUACUACAAACUGUCGGGUUCAUGGGUGGAUUUCCACUUUUGCUUAGUUAAUUAUUGUCCUCCUUUUCCAUGUAACGUGAUGAAGUCUAAUGAAUUAACAACCCUCUAAUUGGAUUGGUGGGUAUCUGCUUGAUUUUGGGAUUUUGUUUCUCCACCUUCCAUUUUCACCCAAUUAACUGUUUUGGCUACUGAGCAGGAAGAGCUAAAAUUUGUACAAAACCUACAGCCAGCAUCCAAAUGCUGCAAAGAAUUGAGCGAUUUUGUGGUGGGGAACCCGGACCCUCUGAUACCAACAAACCGAAAGAAUAGAAGGUCAUGUCGAUUCUGGAAAUGGCUAUGUGGGAUCCCCUGUUUCAACUUCUCAUGGAUUUGUUGCUGCUGCUGCUCCGGAUUCUCUUGCCGUUGUCCGAAUUUGCCUCGCUGCUGCCUCUGCAAUCCCUGCCCUCGUACAUCCAAUUGCUGCUCCAGCCGUGACAGCGGCGGCAGCUGCUGUAAUAACUGCAACAGAUGCCUCCCGCCGCCGCCCAACAAGUGGUGCUGCUGCAGCUGCAGCUGCUUUUCUUCCGCCGCUUCCUGUGGCUGUCGUUUACCCAGCUUCAGAUGCUGUAAAAAGGACGGCAGCGGCGGUAGCGAGGAGAGCAAUUCCUGCUGCUGCUGCUGCUGCUGCCCAGAUUUGAGUUCUUGCUGUUGCGCUUUCAAGUUCCCUUCUUUUUCUUGCUGCUCGAAAAAUGGCUGCUGCUGCGACGGCCGCAAUUGCUCUGGUUGCUGCACAUGGAAAAAAUGGUGGUGCUGCUGUCCCAAGGUACGGCGCCCUCGUUGUUGCAAAUGUACAAACAAUCCUUGUAACUGCCGCUGCAGUAAUCCAUGCUGCUGUUCAUUCUUCUGGUGAUUUCCCGAGAAAGAAAAAGAAAAGUGAGGAAUUAUUGUGUACUCCAGGAGUACCACACAGGCGUUUAGGGCUCCCAAACAUAGAAGACGACGGUUGCUACAUCGGAAACUCGAAAGUCGGAACUAUGGAGCAGGACACGCUCUAG
Molecule: messenger RNA, 2045 nt
Organism: Linum tenue
Lineage: Eukaryota; Viridiplantae; Streptophyta; Magnoliopsida; Malpighiales; Linaceae
Source: the annotation of a GenBank genome assembly